GAAAAUGGACGACUUGCCAAUUACAAACGGUAAGUAUACGUUUGUGAGUUCGUCACAAGCAACGAAAUAAUUGCUUGUCAAAUCAUUAACCCGUCAGAUUUUUUAUAUGCUAAUUUUAUUUACAAUUGCAUAUCGUUUGUUGCAUUGUUGAUUCAGAGUCUCCUUGGUAUCCACUGCAGCUCGUGUUUCGAUCGAUAACCGAAUGGUUAAUAAAUAUAUCAGCGAAUUGUUUGCAAGAGAACACUGAGAUGUUCGUCAAAAAUUGAGACUUCAUGAAAUAAAUUUCUUCAUUGGUGUGUUUAACAUCUAUCCUUGGACCUCAGCAACGUCAUAGGAUUUAGAUAGUAUUGAUUACACAUAUAUGGCCUAAUAUAAACGAUCCUGUUACAUACAAGUUCAACAAACUAUAGGCAAGGAACUAUUUUUAUCUUGCAUAAUCGAAAGUGAACGAAUGAACGACCUUAAAGUGUUGCAGGUGCAACGAACGACCGCGAAUAGAAAGAAACAAGCCGGAUGGAUUGUUCGUAUAGCCUGUUACGUUUCUAUCGCUUCCCAUUCUUUCAGUUCGGUAUUUUUACCUUUGAAUAUACCCUCUUUUUCUAUUCUAUCUUUGAUAUUCGCAUACUUCUUUCCAUAUCUCAUACAUUCUACGGGUACAUUACGGAUGAUUAUGCAUCUAUAGAAAAUUAAAAUUAAUUUGCAAGAAUAUAUAAAAUAUCCAAAGUAAAGCGGCUAUAACAUUUGAUGAACAGCAAUAUCUCUAUUCAAAUUCCGUUUCUCUACUUUAUAUACAUUUAUAAAAAUAUACAGUAGCUAUUUUUUUUUAUUAGACCGCAGUGUAGACUAUAGUUAUUCCUGUACAUUCAUAUUUUAUAAACACAUCUAAAGAAAUAGAACUUCAGCUCGUAACGAGUACUGUACUGUGGGUAUUCGAUAUGUAAUCCACGUUUCAUUCAUUUCUGCGUUUAAAUUUGCCAAAGAUGCGUACGAAUCCGCAAUCUGCCAAUUAAUUACCAUUAAUUCGUUCGGUCUUCAUUCUUGCGGUCCACAAUGAAUCGAAUUGUGACGUCGUGGCCGCGCAAGCGUACUCACGCGAAAUACUCGGGCAUCAGAGAGCUUGCGAACAAAGGAAAAAGAGAUAAGAGGGGUGUGUGUGCACAUUUGAUAGAAUACGUAGGAGGGUGGUUCUCGCGUGCUUGCGGGCGCGUGCGCGCGUGUAGGUGGAACCUACAUAGGUAUAUAGGGAGCAAACGAGGAAGAAAGCAGUAUCAAAGGGUUGGGGGGAGGGGAGGGGGGGGGGGUAGUGGCGACGUUGGCGGUGGUACGCGAGGAGAAGAGGUGCGAAAAGAGGCUUCAUUCGCGAGCAGCGUAUGAACGCAACGAAACAGGCGGCCGGAGUCGGGCGACAAACGAUAAACGUUGUGUCGGUAUGUGCGAGCGGAGAUCAUUAAAAGCUAGAUACUCGCGUUUACGGUCUGUCACAUGCGUACUACAUACAUACGUCCUACAUUGAAAGUGUACUGUUAAAUUACCACUAGUCCAAGAUAAAUUAGAAACGAACGCAAGAUAAACGACGAAGAAAUUGAAGAGGAAGGUCUAUCUGAGUGAAUGUAAAGGACGGUGACAGAGGAACGAGCGAAGAGCAAAGAGAAACAGAGAGAAGGAGGGAUGUGAGAGCACCGUGGGGUGGACGUUGAAGGCACGAGGAUGGCCGUGACGUCGAUGAGAGGACACAACGACAUCGGACGUCGUAUUAACUCGAGGGUGGCUCAGUAAGCACGACACCUACGUAACCAAGAAGACGACGCCUACGUACCGCGCAAACACGCCGGGAACGCAUCGUGACCGACAGUUUUUAUGUAAAUCAAUAAUUCGAGCACGACGAAGCUUUGCCUGUUAUUUCGUAGAAAUAUCGGACGUUGUCGUGUUGCCGAAUAACGAGCGGCAACGAUAAAACCGGGUGACGUCGACGGUAGCGAGCGGUCGACACUCGAUAACGAGUUUUUAUCUCGAUAGAAACUCGUUGGCCACAGACGUUGGUCGAGCGUGGAGCAGAGCAAGGGGUAUCGUCGUUGAUUCGUCUUUCGCGUGCCAAUAAUCGGCGGUGAUCCGCGUACGUGUUUCGAAUUGCACGGAGGAGAGGGUGGCGUCGAGCUCGCUGGUGCAUAAUGUGCAACGUUUCCGAGAAAGGGUUGAAGACGAUGAAGCGAAUCCACUUGGAAAGUAAUUCGCGGCGUAGAAGAUGGUCACUGAGAUUCGGUCUUUUUCUCGUGUACAUAUUGGUCCAGUACGUUACUUGCGCGAAACUACCCGAAGAGGUAACGUCUCCUUAUCUAAGUUCCACGGAACGCGAGGAGAAUUGGACGACAGAGUCCACCGGGGAACCGUUCACAUCUCAGAUCGAGGUGAACGUCGAACCACGAGCAAAUGAAAAGGGGGAAAGUGGCGUGGCGAAAGAGAAGAAUGAAAAGGACGAAAAGAAUGAGAAGAGCCAGAAGAGCGAAAAGACCGAGAAACCCGAGAAGACCGAAUUGAAGAACAAAAGUGAAGAGAAGAAGAACGAAACUCAACAACAGAAUGAAAAGAAGAUAUCCGAGGAAGAGAAGUCGAAGAAUAUACGUGGACAGUCACAGAAUGUUCCUAGAACCACAACGGUUCCAACAACGACCACUAUAAGAUAUGAACGUGCAACGUGGAGACCGCGAAGAGAAAAUUGCUCACCUCCAGCGAUCGAACAGUUCCCACGACCGGUGAUGGGCCCGUCAGCUAGGAAACACGGUGGACUGAUUAUUCAUAUUUUGGUUGCAAUUUACACGUUCCUGGGCCUCGCCAUUGUUUGCGACGAUUACUUCGUUUCCAGUUUGGACCGAAUUUGCGAAGAACUACGAUUGUCUCCGGAUGUUGCUGGAGCAACUUUCAUGGCCGCAGGUUCGUCAGCUCCAGAAUUGGCAACCGUGGUGAUCGGUGUCUUCUUUGCCAAGGAUGAUAUCGGUGUGAGCGGUGUGAUCGGGAGCGCGGUGUUCAAUAUAAUGUUCGUGAUAUCGGUGUGCGGAUUGUGUACGACGACAGUGUCAAAGUUGAAUUGGUGGCCCCUUUGCCGGGAUUGUUUUUUCUACGCUGUAUCGAUUCUAGUGAUGCUCGGUACAAUUUACAACGAAUCAAUAUCAUGGAUGGAAUCUCUAUUCAUGUUGAUCAUGUAUGGUGUGUACUGCGUUGCUUUAUCUUUCAACGCUAGACUGGAACGUUGGGCGAAAUCGUACAAUAUACCUUUUCUACCAAAAGACGAUGAACCUGCAGAAGAGAGCGCUCUCGUUAGUUAUAGAUCGUUACAAGAGGAUCGAUUGUCUUACACAGGGCCGAGUUCACCUACGGAUCAAUAUAAAACGCAAGAAGGAGGAGCAGCACCAGGAGGACCAAACGUUCCUGAAACGAACGAACCACCACCACCAAAGCAACCGGAGUAUUACAAAGCAAAAGAACCAGAUCCAAAUGAAGUAUCGCCGCUAGAAAAGCCUACUGAUGGUAGCAAGUGGACUCUAUUUACCUGGGGUCUCGUUUAUCCGAUUCAUUUCAUGUGUCGUGCUACAAUGCCAGAUUGUCGACAAGACAAAUUCAGGAAUUGGUAUCCCUUUACUUUUUGCGUGUCGAUGGUUUGGAUCAGUUUCUACAGCUACAUCAUGGUGUGGAUGAUUACGAUCAUAGGUAGCACGCUUGGUAUACCCGACACGGUGAUGGGUUUGACGUUCGUUGCUGCUGGUGUCAGUGUACCUGACGCUCUUUCAUCGUUAGCCGUGAUAAAAGAAGGCCUUGGUGACAUGGCAGUUAGCAACGCUGUCGGUAGUAAUGUCUUCGAUAUACUAGUUUGCCUCGGGCUUCCAUGGUUUAUACAAACUGCAAUGAUACAGCCCGGCUCCCACGUGAACGUCACCAGUCGAGGCCUGACGUACUCGACGGUGUCUCUACUGUCAACGGUGGUAUUCUUGGUCCUAGCGACUCAUUUGAACGGCUGGAAACUGGAUCGACGAUACGGAGUAAUACUGAUGAUCUGGUACUUAGUGUUCAUCGUAUUUGCUUCGCUCUACGAGUUAAAUGUCUUUGGUGAAAUGAAUCCUCCGGUAUGCUUCAGCGCGUUUUAAA
Frieseomelitta varia is the source of this 4137-nucleotide messenger RNA. RefSeq names its product probable sodium/potassium/calcium exchanger CG1090. The coding region runs from base 2169 to 4136 and encodes 655 amino acids. The record is from RefSeq and is a predicted model, not a curated record. Gene Ontology annotation, biological process: intracellular calcium ion homeostasis; calcium ion transmembrane transport. Gene Ontology annotation, molecular function: calcium, potassium:sodium antiporter activity; calcium channel activity. Lineage: Eukaryota; Metazoa; Arthropoda; Insecta; Hymenoptera; Apidae. Gene Ontology annotation, cellular component: membrane. The transcript is spliced from 10 exons.